AUCUUCAUCUCUUUAGCCGCUUCAAGUUCAAUCUCUCUCUUUUCCAAGAGCUACUUUUUUCUUUUUUCUUUUCUGGUGACCAAUCACAGUCGUUGAUCACAUCACAGGUCUAGAUGUGUGUGUAUAUAUAGUCUGCAUACAUAUAUAUACACACACAUUUAAUCCUGGAUUACCCAAAACCCCUUUGAAAGUUUACCUCUUUUCUCUUAACAAGUUUUAGUUUUUUCUCUCCAACCCUUUUGUUGGUUAAGAUGGUUUUGAUGAUAUAUUGUAGUGAAGCUGGUUUCUAGGCGUUUUGUCUAGUCCGUGUGCUUCCUCUUCGAUUACCAUUCUCCGGUAAAUGGGCUGCUUUAGUUCUAAGGUGAAAAAGCAGUUUCGUGGACACGAAGAUCCUACAGUCCUUGCGUCACAAACAGCGUUUAGUGUUAGUGAAGUAGAAGCAUUGUUUGAGCUGUUCAAGAGUAUUAGUAGUUCGGUAAUUGAUGAUGGGCUGAUAAGCAAGGAAGAAUUUCAGUUGGCUUUAUUCAAGAACAGAAAGAAAGAAAACCUCUUUGCAAAUCAGAUUUUUAGUCUCUUUGAUGUGAAGCAAAAAGGGCUCAUUGACUUUGGUGAUUUCGUGAGGGGACUUCAUGUCUUCCACCCCAAUGCCCCGCAAGAAGAGAAGGUCAAUUUUUCGUUUAGGCUAUAUGAUCUAGAUGGCACAGGGUUCAUUGAGAGGGAAGAGGUUAAACAAAUGUUGAUUGCACUUUUAUGUGAGUCUGAGAUGAAGUUGGCUGAUGACACCAUAGAGGCUAUACUUGAUAAGACUUUUGUUGAAGCAGACUCAAAUCAGGAUGGAAAGAUUGACAAAUCUGAAUGGCAGAUUUUUGUGGGCCGAAAUCCUUCACUACUAAAGAUAAUGACACUUCCCUAUCUAAGGGAUAUUACUACUACUUUUCCUAGUUUCGUGUUCCAUUCUGAAGUUGAUGAAGUUGCUACAUAACACUAGGAUUAUUCUUUUUCUUUUUGUCUAGCUUAUUAGAUGUAUGGAAUGUUUUUUCGAGUUUUGGUUUAUUUAGAGUACAGGAAAUUUGAGCUGAUGAUAAUGCUAAGUGUAUCACGUCGGGUGAGGAGGACGCGAGCCUCCUACUGCAAAGUGAUUUUAUCAUUGCCAAGCCUGCCGAUAGAUAGUGUGCAGGAUAGCGAGGUCACUAUUAGAUGUGUUAUCGUGCACUUUUUAUCUAUCUGUCCCUUUACAAGAUGAUUGUAAUGCAUGUGUUAUUAAAGGUUGUCUUUUGUGCAUUGGAACGAUACAGAGAA
Molecule: messenger RNA, 1299 nt
Organism: Lycium barbarum (goji berry)
Lineage: Eukaryota; Viridiplantae; Streptophyta; Magnoliopsida; Solanales; Solanaceae
Product: calcineurin B-like protein 1
Exons: 9
Coding region: 341-982 (213 amino acids)
Biological process (GO): calcium-mediated signaling
Molecular function (GO): kinase binding; calcium ion binding
Source: RefSeq, a predicted model, not a curated record